UAAGGCAUGAAUCAUGAGUUACUUCUAGGUUUUCACCUUAUGUCGUAUUUAUUCCAGUUUGUAGGCAGUGAAAAAAGUCCCAUUAAACACACCUGAUUAGAGGGACUGUUAAAAAGGUCCUACUUGUUUGCCAGGGACUUUCAGCCAGAAUUCCAGGAGGCUUCGCCCCUCCUCUGCUGCCCUGUCUCCGUGUCAGUGGAGCACAGACAGGCAGCAGCUACGCGGAAUACGGCGCUCCGCCGACGUCGUUCUGCACUAUUUCCUCUGGCAUCGCUUCUCUGAGCGCCGCGUGAGCCCGUGAGCGCUGGAUGCGCACAGUUUGCCGGGAGAUCAAGGCGGCCCCCGAGGUGACAGUAGAAAUGCCUGUGCACACGAGGGUGUAACCGAAGGGGAUCAAGGCCCAUGGGAGGAGGGUCGGGGAUUUCUGAAGUCACGCGAAACAAAGGCUCCAUCCUUUGGCAUAAUGAUACUGGAGCUGGUGCUGUGAGUCCAACAUGGAUGUGAAGAAGGAUGAAGGUGGAGGGCAGUGGUGCUACAGGAGCAGGUUCAUAGCUGCGCUCUUCUUCUUCCUCUUUCUAGGCGUCUUUGUAGGUCUCCUCUUUGCGUUCCUAGUGCAGGAGCAGCAUUAUUUCAUGGAGACAGUGGAGCUGCAGGGUCUGACGUAUGAUCCUGUUUUGCAGGAUCCAAACUCCGCUUUUUCUAUUGUGCUGUCCUCGGUUUUAAAGAAAAAGAUUAAAACUGUCUUCACUGCCUCUUCAAUAUCACAUCACUACAUCGACUGUAGCAUUGUUUCCUAUGGUAACAUUAAUGGUGACGUCAUGGCGACGUUCAGACUGGUCUUCAGGGUGUCCAAGGUCCAACAGUAUUCAGAUAAGUACGUUCAGGACUUGCUGAGAGCAGGACUCAGCACAGCGUUGGACAGGAAUCCUCUACUGGUGCCAGAGUUUGGACGGAUCAGCGCUAUCUUCUUACUGGGAGCUAGUGGGAAGUCAUUCUAUGCUGUUGGACAUGAGCUCAUCGGCAGGUGUCCUGACAUGUUCAUCUGUGACAACGGGGAAUGUGUCACCAAGUUAAAUCCCGAGUGUGACAACGUGGCCGACUGCACAGAUAGCUCGGAUGAGGCUCAUUGUGCGUGCGGGACACGUCCUGCCAUGGCGAGCCGGGUGGUGGGCGGCGAAGACGCCCGGCGCGGAGAGCUGCCGUGGCAGGUCAGCCUGCGGCUCAACGGCCGCCACACCUGCGGAGCCUCCGUCAUCAGCGAGCGCUGGCUGGUCAGUGCGGCGCACUGCUUUGAGAGGAAUAACGACUCCAGGGAGUGGACGGCCCUCGUGGGCGCCAGCCUGGUGGGCGGAGACGAGCCCCAGUCCAAAACCAUCAACAUCAAGUCGCUGGUCGUGUCCCCCGACUACAACCCCACGACCACCGACAGCGACGUGACCGUGCUGGAGCUGGAGGCGCCGCUCACCUUCAGCUCCUACAUCCAGCCCGUGUGCCUGCCCUCCCCGUCGCACGUCUUUGUUCCCGGCCAGAACUGCAUUGUGUCGGGCUGGGGCGCGUUAAGCCAGUAUAACGCUGAGGCGCCUGCUACGCUGCAGAAGGCAGUGGUGAAAGUCAUCGACUCCAAGGUGUGCAACAAGUCGUCCGUGUACAGCGGCUCGGUUACUCAGAACAUGAUGUGCGCCGGGUUCCUGCAGGGCAAGGUGGAUUCGUGUCAGGGCGACUCCGGGGGGCCGCUGGUGUGCGAGGUGACCCCGGGGCGCUUCUUCCUGGCUGGGGUGGUGAGCUGGGGUGUGGGCUGUGCCCAGGUCAACAGGCCCGGGGUUUAUUCCCGGGUCACGAAGCUUCGCAACUGGAUUCUGAGCCACGUCAAUCCGAGCUUGGUCCACGGUUUCGCCCAGCACGUUCCGACGGCGCCGGCCACCGCGGUCGACGUGGUAUUGAAUAGUAAUUCACUAGCGCCCAGAACCGUAGCCACGGUCGAGCUGCCAGCACCAACACAACCAGGUUUGAACUGCAGUGGAAACUUCCAGUGCAGCAUCACCUCCUGCAUCAGUAAGGUCAACCCAGAGUGCGACGGAGUCCCGGACUGCCCCAACCAGGCGGACGAGAGGAACUGUGACUGUGGCGUCCGCCCGGCGCUGGGCUCCCACAGGAUCGUGGGCGGCGUGACGGCUCGCAGGGGCGAGUGGCCCUGGAUCGGCAGCCUCCAGUACCAGAGGCUCCACCGCUGUGGCGCCACGCUCGUCCACAAGAAGUGGCUGCUCACGGCGGCGCACUGCUUCAAAAGCGACCCCGGCCCGGCUAACUGGGCCGUGAGCCUGGGCUCUGUGCUGCGCUCAGGCGUGGGAGCCCUGGUCAUCCCCAUCCAGAGGGUCAUCGUGCACCCGGCCUUCAACGGCACCAGCAUGGAUUUCGACGUCGCGCUGCUGGAGCUGGCGGUGCCGGCCCCCAUCUCCUACACCAUCCAGCCGGUGUGUCUGCCCUCCCCGGUGCACCACUUCCUGAAGAACGCACAGUGCUACAUCACAGGCUGGGGCUCCAUACGGGAGGGAGGCUCCUUGACCAACCUGCUGCAGAAGGCACCGGUGAACAUCAUCGAGCAGGCCGAGUGCCAGGAGUCGUACGGAGCCGUGCUGACCAGUAACAUGAUGUGUGCUGGUUACAUGGAGGGAGGCCGCGACACCUGUCUGGGAGACUCUGGAGGGCCGCUAACCUGCCGACAGCUCUCGGGCCAGUGGUUCAUUGCAGGGGUGACCAGCUGGGGACACGGAUGUGGGAGAAUUGGUUUUCCGGGGGUUUACACUCGCGUGACGUCGGUCAGGAAAUGGUUAUCUACACACCUGCCGUUCUGAAGGGACACAACAGCGAGGAAAUACACGAUGGAAUUAUCCUGAUUGAUUGAUUGUACUGUACAAGGACUAAAGUCAUGCCACACACACACACACACACACACGUUUUAUCAGUGGUGACCUGUGUAAAAUACUCUUCAUAGGUGCUGUUUGUGAUACUGUGCCAUCAUCAGAACCCAUUUUUCUAAACACAUGAAGACAAAUGGAGAAACUGGACAUUCUGCUAGCAACGUAUGAUUCGUGUAUUUAUUUCAGUUAUUUAUUUUCCUGACUGGUAAUCAUACUGUACUGUGUGUUUUUAGUGGGGUUCUGAAUAUUUGUGGGAGAAUUAUAGGUACAGAGAAAUUUGCUUGGUUUUUGUAUCUAUCACAGGAUGCAAUGUUUUUGAAAUAUGGGGAAGAUUCAGUAUGAGUAUAUGAAUUCAGUAUGAAAAAGUGAUUUUAAGGAAUUAACUUUUACCUCGAUAAAUUCUACUUCUGGUGACGUUUCAUUGACACACAAGGAUGUGAUUGACAGGAUUUAAUGAUUUCCUGAUGAAAAUCUCUCCAGUUGCUCAGAGCCAUACCUUGCAUCACAGUACAACUCACAUUCAUUUGCUUUUCUGGAUGUUACUUCCCUAAUCAGACCGAGUAGGAUAGGGGAGAAGAAAACGUUUUGGGUUCCCAGACAUCUGACAAAGCUGAGAAAGGUUCACUACCCAGUCGACAGCAAGGCAGACCCCGCUGAAACAAGCCUGCUACUGUGGAGGGCAGCAGAUAGAGUGACUACCAGAAAACAGGUCAGACAAAACAGUUUUGUUCUCCAGGUGUACUUUGAUAUAGGACUGUUUGAAGGCCUGUGAAUGUCAGGUUCAGAGCUAUAAAAACACCAGGAUGCACCCUGGAUAUUCCUGGUGAUUUUUAAGUAGCGCAAGAGCAAGUUAGGGAAACCCUGUAGGGUCCCUUAAGAGCUCCGGUUGUGCCACCUAUAUUCUCUAUGCACAAAUGAGUCUCUAUGGCUUCACAGUGAAGCGAAUGGAAAAUAAAACACUGCUGACAGUGUUUAAGGAGCAGCUGUAGAAAUUGAGAGAUGCCAGUACAGUUAUCAGGUGUCCUUAUUAUACAGACAAAAAAGACUCAACCCUAAUUGCAUGACAGGUAUAUUGACGCGAUGCUAGGCAACAAACUGAUCAGUAUAAUAGUUUCUAAACUAAUGUUUUUCAGCACUCAGGGUUACAGCAUAUCCCUGCAUGUAAAAUGUCAGCUGGGAUACGCUGGGCAACACAAAGGUCCUUUCAUGUCUCACGUCUACACCCAUCUCCUAACUGAGGUUAUUCAAAUUAUAAUUAAUAUUUAAAAAAAGCACAUUUGUUACAGGACUGUUCCUCGGAGCAAACUGAAAGUGUCCACGGGGAUAUUGUUGAGAGUCCACAGGCCCUCUUGCCUGUCUGUGAGGUUUUGGGACAACAGCUGCUGCUGAUGUGCUGCUGCCUGGCACAGCUCGUCACCUCCACGGCUGGUCUGUGCUGCACCUCGGCGACGGUCAGCAGCUCCAGGAAGGGUGAAUAAAGAGACGAUCACAUACGA
Molecule: messenger RNA, 4414 nt
Organism: Betta splendens (Siamese fighting fish)
Lineage: Eukaryota; Metazoa; Chordata; Actinopteri; Anabantiformes; Osphronemidae
Gene: tmprss9
Product: transmembrane serine protease 9
Exons: 16
Coding region: 495-2852 (785 amino acids)
Biological process (GO): proteolysis
Molecular function (GO): serine-type endopeptidase activity; protein binding
Source: RefSeq, a predicted model, not a curated record